This is a messenger RNA of Raphanus sativus (radish), 1149 nucleotides long. RefSeq names its product F-box/WD-40 repeat-containing protein 1-like. Gene Ontology annotation, molecular function: protein binding. Lineage: Eukaryota; Viridiplantae; Streptophyta; Magnoliopsida; Brassicales; Brassicaceae. The record is from RefSeq and is a predicted model, not a curated record. The transcript has a single exon. The coding region runs from base 40 to 1149 and encodes 369 amino acids.
AUAUUCAAAAAUAUCAAGAAGCCAUACAUCUCUCUGGUGAUGGAUUCGAAUGAGUGUUCAUCCUUACCUCUCGAAUUAUGUGAGGAAAUACUUUGUAGAGUUCCAACUAAAUCUCUUAUACGAUUCAAGUUAACAUGCAAACGAUGGUUCGCUCUUUUCAAUGACAAGAGAUUCAUCAACAAGCACUUGGCUCUCAUCGAGGAGCACUUCAUACGGAUCAAUAGUGAUCGCAAGGUUACAAUCAUCAGUCCCAUGACCAGAGCUUGUUCAUCUUUUGCACUCCCAUACGAGUUUCAAACUAAACCUGAUAUUUAUACUAUGAUUCACUGUGAUGGCUUGUUGUUAUGCAUCUUAGAGUCGUCUGCGAUGGCAGUUUGGAACCCAUGUUUGAAUCAAGUUCGAUGGAUCAAACCAGAGAGUUCUUAUUCCAUUAACUGUUUCUACGGUGGUAUCGGAUACAACGGUCUAUCUAGGGAUGGUGGGUAUAAAAUCUUGAGGUUUGGGGGCAAUGCUUCUUUUACAAACCAGUACACAAACACAAUGGUUGAUAUCUACGAACUCAGAUCUAACUCUUGGAAAAAAUAUGAAGUUUCUUUGGAUUGGCACGUGGUUACACCUUGUAGAGGAGUGUCACUCAUGGGAAACAUGUAUUGGAUUGCUAAAUGGAACCAAUCUGGCUUUUUCAUCCAAAGUUUUAACUUCUCUACCGAGACGUUUGAGCCCUUGGCCUCUCUUCCCUUUGACUAUGAUGCACAUGAUGAUGUUGUCAACUUAUCAUCUUUCAGAGGAACUAAUCUUUCUUUGUCACAACAUAACAAAAAAACGGAGAAGAUCGAUGUAUGGGUUACAAACAUAUCGUUCUUGAUCAUAUCGUGGACCAAGUUCUUUAGUGUGACGAGACCUGACUGCCCAGUAUUUCGUGCUGCCGAUGAUCUUGCUACUCAGGUGCAUUUUAUUGAUAAGAAUAAUAGGGUUGCUGUAUGUUGUGAGGAAGUAGCAGUGGAUGAAAAGUACGCAAGUGUUAGUAUCUAUCUUUUUGGAGAGGGUGAGAUAAAUAAAGAAGAGAUAGAGCUACAUAAACGAGGUUUUAGCUGGCCUUAUAUCCCCGGCUAUGCAUAUCUUCCAAGUCUUGUUCCGGUUCCAACAUAG